CACUAAAGUACGAGAAUUGGGGGAGCUAUACCACUAAAGUUAGAAUAGUGCGUCAGGUACCACUAAUGUCAGGGAUCGUUUGGAUGAGUUAUUGCUACGAGUUAAUCUUCUCAUUGCAGGGCUAGACGCGCCGAAUCAGGAGUCGGGGGAGGAUCGGACGACGUGGGGAAUGGAGCAGGAUGGGAAGUUCCGGCUAGGAUCAACAUACACCGUCGCGGCUGAUUGGCUCAGCAAGGGUGAUGGAAGCGGGACUCAUGCUACUGUCGCGCCUACCUGGAAGGCUAUCUGGAAAUGGGACGGCCCAAACAGAAUUCGUCAUUUUCUCUGGCUAGCCUUUCAUGACCGAUUGAUGACAAACUGUGAGAGGAAAAGGCGAAGGAUCUGCGUCCAUGACACCUGCGAGUUGUGCAAAGCAGCGCCCGAAUCAUCCGAACACGUCUUGCGCCACUGUGUAAUGGCAGCUCAGGUAUGGCAAGCUCUGGGGAUUUCAGAUUCUACUCUAACUAUUGGUCUCAAUAUGACAGAUUGGAUGGCUAGGAAUCUCAAAGACUCAAAGUCUGGGCUGCUGUUCGGGGUUGCAGCGUGGUACCUCUGGAAGAGAAGGAACGAAUGGAUUUUCAACAACAAACAUCAAGAAACGCAGACUCUUAUCCAAAGAAUUCAAAGCUGGACCAAUACUAUUCGUGAGGCACAAAGUAACGAGAAGGACAUCCACACUCUGCAACAAAGGAAGACCUCGACCGAGGUUGCUUGGAUCCCCCCCAAUCCUGAAUGGGUGGUGGUCAACUCUGAUGGCUCUGUUAAACAUCCAGAUUUGUUGGCAGCUGCAGGAGGUCUGGUGCGUGACAGCUCUGGCAGGUGUCUAGGUGCGUUCGCCUCUAAUCUCGGAGCUUGUACCAUUACCAGGGCGGAGCUUAUGGGUGCUAUCCAGGGGCUUCGGCUUGCCUGGAACCUGGGGUACCGCAAAGUGGAUUUGAGAGUUGACUCGAUGGUUACUCUUGGCAUUAUGAACUCGCCUGGGCCUUAUGAAGGUCGUUAUCACAAUCUGUGGAGGCAAUUCCAGAGCCUCCUUCAUCAAGACUGGGAGAUUCGCAUCACUCACAUUUUCAGAGAAGGAAACAAAGCAGCUGUUUUCUUGGCCAAUAAAGGCCAUUCUCUUGGUUUAGGUUUUCAUGUUGUUGAUCCGAGUGACUCAGGGCUUAACUUUUGGCUCUUGUAUGACUCUAUGGGCAUUGCCCAAUCUCGUUUAGUUUAAAGUAUCAGGCAGGGGCGCCCUUUUAGCGUCCCAUCUUUCUACCCAAAAAAAAAACUUAUUGUGAAUUAUUCGGGAUCAAAUAACUUGUUUGGCAUAACAAAAGUUGGAUGUGGUAUUUGGGCAUGAGUUAUUCAAAAAUAACUCAAAAACGAGUUAUUGAAAAUACCCUGUUAUUUCUCAAUAACGUGUUUUGCGUUAA
Molecule: messenger RNA, 1454 nt
Organism: Linum trigynum
Lineage: Eukaryota; Viridiplantae; Streptophyta; Magnoliopsida; Malpighiales; Linaceae
Source: the annotation of a GenBank genome assembly